CUACACGCACGAUGGACUUCGCGAAGUUGAUGUCAGCGCAGAUCAACAAAGGGAAGCAAAGUGCUUCGCCUGCCGCUUCUGGCGAAAAGAAGUACCUCAAACGUAGCGAAGUCGAAGCGCAAAGACGCGCCACGUACCGGGCGGAACAAGAGGCCGAAGAGAAGGCGCGUGAGGAAAGGUUACAAAACAAACGGAAAGCAGAUGAAGAUGAGGCGGCGAGAGAAACCGAAAGGCAAGAGAAGCGCAGACGACUUGCAGAAGAAUCUCGGCGCAUAAGAGAGGAGGAAGAAGAGGCAGAAGAAAGGAAGAGAAGAAAACGACUGGGGCUGCCCGACCUGCCACCUAAGAACCAAGUUGGCGAGGACAGUACAGCAGUGCCAGAGGAGGAGGAUAUAACCGAAGAGACUCUGAUCGAGAAAUUGCGAGCCUCGAACGAACCCGCGCGGCUGUUUGGCGAGACACACAAACAACGGUUGAAGCGGUACAAGAAGCGCAUAGGUGCGGAAAGCCUGGCAGCGAUCAUGACAGACGGCCCAAUACCCACCACUCUGCAGCUGGUGCCAGAGAAAGACAUGAAGGUUGAGGUUCAUGUACCGAAGGAAGCCGAAGCACGGAAAUUCCUUUUCAGACAGCUUGCGAGCUACUUUACAAUGGUUUUAAAGGAAUGGGACGUCACGUUGGCCCGGCGAGAUGGAGAUGUGAAGGAGAGCUACCAGGGCAAGCAAGCAUAUGCUGCAAUGGUGCAAGCACGGGAAAACAUGCGACCUCUGUUCAAGAAAUUAGAGAAGUUCGAUCUUCCAGACAGCAUUGUCCUGCCUGUUGUGCAAAUUGUACACGCGGCGCAAGAGCGACGCUACGUCGAUGCGAACGAUGGUUAUCUCAGACUCAGUAUCGGCAAUGCCGCAUGGCCGAUCGGUGUUACCAUGGUUGGUAUCCACGAGCGCAGCGCACGCGAGAAGCUGCACGAGAAUGAGAACUCCGCACAUAUUCUGAGUGAUGAGAGCACGAGGAAAUACCUGCAAAGCAUCAAGAGGUGUUUGAGCUUCGUACAGACCAGGUGGCCUCCUACGGACCAGAUGCAGCUGAUGGGGUAGAUCACCUUGAUUGGAGCAAACUGGAACUGGAAUGGACGAAGAGAAAUAUGUCGAAUGCCGAGGAAACGAUAGCGCAUCAAUCCUACAGCAAUAUUUACGUACAGCGCGGACUCGGUAUGUGAGGCUUUCGCAACGAGCCAAACUAUUUCCCCCGUCAACGCAUAAACCUAAUCCCUCUUGGCCGAGUCUCUUGUGGUGGUCCGCUCGCCAUACAAAACUCUAGAAAGGCACCGGGUCUUCAUGGGUUUUUGGGAGUCGCGCAGAUCUGGAUAAUCUAUUCUGUUAUUCAUUGAUCUUUCACAUACGACCAUAGGACGUUGAAAACAAGGCUUCCCGUUCGCUCAGCCCUAUUUAAGCAACGUACCGGCGGAUUAGUACUCAGGUGGGUGACCACUGGGGAAUCCCCGCUGUUGUAUGUAUGAGAUUUAUUUUUGCUGUUCUGCGGAGAUCGAUGGAGG
Boeremia exigua is the source of this 1552-nucleotide messenger RNA. RefSeq names its product potassium channel regulatory factor. NCBI's taxonomy places the organism in Eukaryota, Fungi, Ascomycota, Dothideomycetes, Pleosporales, Didymellaceae. The transcript has a single exon. The record is from RefSeq and is a predicted model, not a curated record. Gene Ontology annotation, biological process: RNA splicing; generation of catalytic spliceosome for second transesterification step. Bases 12 to 1094 code for a protein of 360 amino acids. Gene Ontology annotation, cellular component: U2-type post-spliceosomal complex; U4/U6 x U5 tri-snRNP complex; U5 snRNP.